UGCUAUUCUUACCACAUUAAUAUACCACAUUAGUAUACCACAUUAUGUGGCAUCUGAUGUGGCUGUCCACAUCAUCAAAUUAAUCAUAAUUUAAUUUAAAUUAAAAUCUAUUUAAUAAACUAAUAAUAAAUAAAAAAUCUGAAAUUAAAUGGUAUUUGUGGCAUACGAGGAGUCUCCUCUCCUCUCCUCUCCUCUCAUUCCUUCCCCGAUGCUUCUUCUUCCGUUUCUUCUUCCAUGCCAUUUUUUUGUUUUAGCCCAGAUUUUGUUCAGCAGCCUCGCCAUUGAUGGAAGCAGAUCUUUUUGUUUCAGUUCUCAAACCAUUGAGGUACAGGACCUAAGUAACUAGUCUAGCUUAUUGCAAACCCAACUUUCCAAAAUAAAAAAGAGACUAAGGUGAAUUCCUGAAAAUUUGUUCAUAGAAAAAUGACACUGGGGGUUGAAGAAGAACCCGAAAAUUUGGAGGACACUAACCACGUGAUGAUUAUUAGCAACCCCAUAUAUGAAGGUAAUUAUUUUUAUUAUUUAUUGGCAUUCAGGUUCUACUUAUCUGUUAAUUUGAUUCAAGAAAUUGGAGUUUUAGUUUCAUUUUUCUUUUAUGAAAAGCUUGGAAAAUUUGUAUAUACCAUUUACUGGAGGUUUGUAAUUCUUAGAUUAAUAGAGUAAACAAAACGGUUUGAAUGAAACCCACUCGAUAUAAAUGUAUAUACCCCAUGCAUACAAACAAGCACAUACAUAUUUUUAUAGCUCUAAAAUCUUCAACGAAGUGGGAUAUAACUUUUAAAAACUUUUAAGAAGUGCAAUAUUUAUAAAUUUGUAAGCAAUUGAGAUUUCCUUUUUUUGUUUUUUUUUUUUUUUGCUACUCGGUCAUAUUGUCAUCUUGUUGUGCAUCUCUUUCAAAAUCUUGAUAUCUAAUUAUCUGAUCUUUGUGUUCCAUUGCCUGUGUUUAAAUUCUUCUUUUCAUUGAAAUUUCUACUGCAUAAUAAUUUUAAGCAAGUUACAUUUUUUCUAUGUCUUAUGAGAUGUUAGUCUAUACCUAUAGGCUAUUAAUAUAGCUUGUCCAAUGCCCUCCCCAGUGAUUGUCAACAAAGAGGUUCCAUGAAUUAUGUAUUUGCCUCAUACAAACUUCUCCUCAUUUUAUUUUUCCGCAUGGAAACUUUUUGUUUCAGCUACUCUCUUUGCUCGAUUCGGUGCACCGUCGAACUCCUACGACAAGGACUUUUCACUUUCCAGUCUUUGUAUAAUUUAAUUUUUCUAUCUAAAAUGCUUAAUUUUGUUGUGGGGUUUGUUUUCUCAGCCAUUGCAGUGCAUACACUAGAAUUGAGAGACUUGCACAUAUGGCUAAUGUAUUUACAUUGAUAGUAUGGUGUAAUAUAUAAACUUGUAUAAUUAUGUUUUAUGUUUUAGGAACAGGGAGUUCUUCUAAUGAAUUUACUGAAGAAGAUGAUGUAGUUGAAGUGAGCUCUUGUAAUGAAACAGAAAGUGAUGGGGUUCAUACAAUAGAAACUUCUAAUGAAAGUAUUGAAGAAGAUGAUGCAAUUGAAGCAACUUCUGAUGCCACUGAAGCGGAAAGCAAUGGGGUUCAUGCAGUUGAAAAUAAUGGGACUAACAUGGAGAACAAAAUGAAUGUGGAAGAAAAGGUCCAAGAGCCUCAAGUUGGAAUGAUCUUUGACAACGCGGAUCAAGUGGCUACAUAUUACAAGGAAUAUGGGAGACAAUCAGGAUUUCCAGUGAUAAAGAGAUCAUCAACGAAGGGAGAUGAUGGAGAAUUGAGGUAUAUUACUAUGUGUUGCGCUCGAUCAGGUACAUCAAAAAGUAAUUCAAGUAAUCCUCUUAAGCCAUAUCCAAGUAUAAAGAAUGAUUGCAAGGCUCAGCUAAGGGCAGGUUUAUACUUGGGUGAGAAAUGGCGAGUGAAUUCUGUAAAGCUUGAUCAUAAUCAUGGGUUGAGUCCAACAAAAACUCGUUAUUGGAAGUGUUUUCGGGAAGUUAGUUCUUCUGUAAAAAAGAAGCUUGAAGUGAAUGAUAAAGCCGGAAUAAGGGUCAACAAAAGUUAUAAUUCAGUGGUGGUUGAAGUUGGGGGGCAUGAGAAUAUGAAGUGUUUAGAAAAAGAUUGUAGAAAUUAUAUUGAAAAGGUGAAGCGCUUACGACUUGGAGAAGGGGAUGCCACUGCAGUUCAAAACUACUUUGUAAGCAUGCAAGCUCAGAAUGCAAAUUUCUUCUAUGCAAUUGAUUUAGACAAAAAUGGUCGUUUAAGAAAUGUAUUUUGGGCAGAUGCAAGGAGUAGGGCAUUGUAUGAAGAAUUCGGUGAUGUUGUAACAUUUGACACAACGUACUUGACUAAUAAGUACGAUAUGCCAUUUGCUCCAUUUGUAGGAGUUAAUCAUCACGGGCAAUCAAUUUUAUUGGGAUGUGGAUUGAUUUCAAGGGAAGAUACUGAUUCCUUUAUUUGGUUGUUUAAGACCUGGCUUGCUUGUAUGUCUGGUCAUGCUCCAAGUGGAAUAAUUACAGAUCAAGACAAAGCUAUGAAAAAAGCGAUUGAAGUUGUUUUUCCUAAUACUCGACAUCGGUUGUGCUUGUGGCAUAUAAUGAAAAAGGUUCCUAAUAAGCUCAAAAGUUAUAAGGAAUAUGAGUCUAUGAGCUCUUCGUUAAACAGCAUUGUUUAUGACUCAAUGACUUCUGAAGAUUUUGAAGAACGUUGGGCUGAGAUGAUUGAAAAAUAUAAGGUUUCAGUUGAAACUGAUAAUGCAAUUUUGGAGUACCAAAUAGCUGAGCGUAUUCUGAUCAAGGAGAACAAAAAGAAGACUGUCAUUUUCAAGGUCCAGUUUAACGAACGUGAGAUUGAAGUUAAUUGCAAUUGCUGCAAGUUUGAGUUUAGAGAGAUCUGA
Messenger RNA from Pyrus x bretschneideri (Chinese white pear), 2882 nucleotides. Its product is annotated as protein FAR1-RELATED SEQUENCE 5-like. NCBI's taxonomy places the organism in Eukaryota, Viridiplantae, Streptophyta, Magnoliopsida, Rosales, Rosaceae. The transcript is spliced from 4 exons. Bases 1389 to 2882 code for a protein of 497 amino acids. The record is from RefSeq and is a predicted model, not a curated record.